AUGCCGAGGAAGGGGAGGCGUUCCCAGGCGGCGAAGCUGCGAUGGAGGAAGCUCGACCAGGCAGAGUCCCCACCGGAUGGUGGGUCAAGGACCAUGGAGACCCAACCCCCCUGCUCCCGAUCUCCAGUUAACAGCAUCUUUGGAACAUCACUCCCAGGUGCACAGUUCUGGAGAUUGGAUGAUGUGCGUGCCGACUUUCGUGCACGCCGCGGUACUGGCUACCGCCACAGAGUGCUGCCAUGGCCAGUUUCAGCCUUCACUGGGCACAGACACAAAUUGGUCAUGCCACCUGAGUCUCCUGACAAGAAGUUUGUUCUGAUUGUCGGAGACUCCCAUCUACGAGCCAUUGUAGAUGGUUUGGUCCAGAUGCCAGAGGAACCCUUUUCCUUUGGCUUCAUGUCGACCCCAGGGGCUGCUGCCUCUGCCCUGCGGACCGAGGUGCUGAAUGCUGUGGUUCCUCGGAUCCCUGACGCCGUUUGUCUUCUGGCGCCUAGCAACAACCUGACAGCCAGCAGGACCAUCGAGGAGGCUGCCGCCGACUACACCAAGCUCCUCAUCGGCAUUCGCAGCCGCUGGCCCAACGUUUUUGUUGUUGACUUCCCUCCCCGCCUGAACUGUGAAGUGUCUUACCAGGACCUCCUUCGUCAGGAAUACCACCGUGUUUCAGCACGCAUGGGUGUGCGGUACUUCUCAGCUGUGGAGUACUUCCCCCAUGACCGGCUGCAGCUGUGGAGCAGUGAUGGUGUCCAUCUGAGCGAUCAUGAUGGGAUGGGGAUCCUCGUCCAUUUGCUGUGGUCAGCCACCAUGCAGCAACUGGAGACACCACCACCAGCACCCCAGGUCUCUCCCAGGCCUUCACCACCAGUUAGGAAAUUCUCUCCUAAACUGGUUGUGAGGGGAGAGGCCCCCGCUCCACGGUCACCUGACCCCUUUCAGUGGCAGCCAGCCAGUCAUUGCCGCAAGACGAGCCAGCCUGGUGAACCUUCCAAGUCCAAGGGUUCAGCCCAGACCAGGAUGGCUCAGCAGCAGGUGGAGGAGUGCUUCUUUCCACUGAACCCAGUCUGGUUCAGCAGCACAGCAUUAAGUGCUAUGGAGGAAGUGUCUCCUUCUCAUCUGUCUUGCCCAGUGGACUGCCAGACCCCUCCAAAGCACAAGAAGGUGGCCAGACAACCUGAGGCCACAGCCAGACCCCACCGCAGGUCUCCAGUGAGCAACCUGGUUCGAUCACCCCCAACCAGAAUGUCCUUGAGUGUGGGUGAUGCAGCAACCCCCUGCUGUUCACCGGCUGCAAAGGUGGCCAGGAUCAAGACACCUUCUCCAACCGUGCCAUCCUGGACCAUUACAGACACAGGCUGCGACCCCCCCUCCCCAGCGAAGGCGGCCCAAUCACCGAUUCCCUCAUCAGCUAGCUGGCCCUGGUUUAACUGUGAUGCACCCUCCACCUCUCGUUCCCCAGCUAAUGAACGGAGGAUGCCAGCCCCAGCAGAGGAGAUGCAGACCAAGCUGCUGAUGCCAACCACAACCAUCAACAAGAUAAUUAUCUCUCCUUCUUUUUCUUGA
Molecule: messenger RNA, 1560 nt
Organism: Chelmon rostratus (copperband butterflyfish)
Lineage: Eukaryota; Metazoa; Chordata; Actinopteri; Chaetodontiformes; Chaetodontidae
Exons: 14
Coding region: 1-1560 (519 amino acids)
Source: RefSeq, a predicted model, not a curated record